AUGGCGGGUCAGCCAAACGACAAAAUGACCGUACUCCCAAAGGAGAAUCGACCUAACCCACAGAAAUCAAUUCAAUCACAUUCCCCCUCUACUUCCGCCGCCGCUGUAGCCACUUCGAUUGGCGAGCACUACCCACCACCAUCCUCAAACCGAUUGCCCCGACGUUCUGCUAUCGUCAAGUUACGCUACACUAAGAGUGACAUUGAUAAGUUCAGACGUUACCACAAGUCUCCACGAAUACGAAACCAUAGUAUCAGUGCUGCUCAGGACAAGAAAAAGAAGUUGUUUCUGGGCUGGCUUGCAAGCGGCGCGCCUACUGGCGUCACUGAUGUCGGCAACGGUACUCAGGGCCAUACGCUAAGCAGAUCGACUUUCCCCUUUCAUCGUUCUACGCAAAACGACGACAAUGAUGACAAGGGAAUGGGUCCUUCGGUGCUACGAGACCUACUAAGAGGCAACGUCCCCAUUGAGGAAUGCGAUGUCUGCCGACCUUUUCUACAGUCUGAGGGUAGACUCCCACGUCCCCUGCUACACGUCCACUGCUACGAAGCCGAAGUCCUCAUAUACUCCAGGCCCGUCGAGCCACUCAACCAAGUCAAUGAUGACAACGACGACGAGGCGAAGAUUGACCCUCGACUGAGACGGGUUCCGGUGCCCUUGGUGACUGUCACACCCCCGUCUGACGGGGAGGGCGGCUUUUUUGGCUGA
Molecule: messenger RNA, 708 nt
Organism: Hypoxylon fragiforme
Lineage: Eukaryota; Fungi; Ascomycota; Sordariomycetes; Xylariales; Hypoxylaceae
Exons: 1
Coding region: 1-708 (235 amino acids)
Source: RefSeq, a predicted model, not a curated record